This is a messenger RNA of Gavialis gangeticus (Gharial), 9066 nucleotides long. RefSeq names its product tetratricopeptide repeat and ankyrin repeat containing 1 (gene TRANK1). The transcript is spliced from 24 exons. Gene Ontology annotation, molecular function: protein binding; ATP binding. The record is from RefSeq and is a predicted model, not a curated record. Lineage: Eukaryota; Metazoa; Chordata; Crocodylia; Gavialidae. Bases 23 to 8944 code for a protein of 2973 amino acids.
CUGCCAUUGCACUGGACACUAAAUGCAUAGACUAAAGUAUGCUAACAUGGAUCCCAUGCUAUAUGCAGAAUCUAUGAAAAAAGCUGGGAAUCAGGAUUUUAAAAAUGGGAACUAUGCCUUGGCCAUCAGGAAGUACGACGAAGCCAUCUCUGUGUCCUUCCAGUUAUGCCAAAUGGGGCUCUGUACUCGGAGAGAGAUGGCCAAAUUACUUUGCAGCAAAUCAACUGCCUUCUAUUGUCUGAGUAAAUGGCAAGAUGCAUAUCAGUUAGCCGAGGAAAGCCUCAGCUGGGAUCCAUCAUUUAUUAAGGCCUACUAUAGAGCCGGCUUUUCAAAGUUUAAGUUGUCAGCACCUGAAUAUGCAGCUGGUCUCUUUAUUCAGGGUUUGAUUCGUCUCCGUGGUUCUCAGGAUCAGUCUCAAAAGGUUGAUUUUAUAGUCGGAAUCUUCAUGUGCGUUAAUGGUGAAAAAGGUAGUACACACAGGUUUUCUUCCAUCUUUAAGAAUCUUUUGCAAGAAGAACUUGAUAAAUCAACUUGGCAGCUGGUAAUAGAAGAACUGGCCAGAAAAAAACUGUGGCAGUCUUUCUUGUUGUUGGUAUCUGAGAAGGACAGAUUGCCAAGAAAUCUCAGAGUAACACAGUUAUCAUUAAAGGAUCUUUUUGAGAAAUAUGUUCUCUUUGGACAAUAUGACAGAAUAGACAGUUUACCACAACUGGUGGAAUGGCUUAUCUCCAUUGGAGCAAACGUUGGGAGCAUUGGAGCUUAUCCACUUCAUGCUAUUGUUAAACUCUGCAUCAAAACAAAAGGGAGUGGUCUUUUCAGAUGGCUGCUAGACCAGAAACCAGACUUGAAGGGUAGUAUCAACCAGCAAGACAGUGAUGGCUGCACGGUCCUACAUGUUGUGGCAUCUCAUUCCAAUGGAUAUUCCAUGCAACGUCAAACAGAUGAUGUGCAGAUGCUCCUAAGUUAUGGAGUGGAUCCCACUAUUGCAGAUAGACUGUCAAGAUGUGCUGUCGAUAUGCUGAAGAAAAAUAAAAACUUCAAGGCUGUAGAUAUAAUCAACAGUCACAUAGCAAGACAUCCUGCUUUCUCUACAGCAUCACUAGGGCAGAGUGAAAGCAAAACCUCGGCUAAUAAAACAGAUUGUCUUCAGGUUGCUUUUGAACAAUUUCUGAAGUUCUGCAGUCCUGAAAACCAAGAACAGCAUAAAAAUUUAUUGCAGGAAAAAGCUGUUCAGAGCUUUCUGAAGAAACUGUCAACUGUAAAAGAAAUUCCUGAAGACAUGGUUUGUGACAUCCACCAUGCUUGUGCUACCAACUUCAUAAAGCUCUUGUUAGAAAAGCAAAUGUGGCAUGAAGUUUUGCUAUUGCUAACAGGGAAAGCCAGUGGGAAAAUGUCCCCAGGAGGUGGACUCAUCAAAAAUUGUGAUCUUUCCGACAUCGACAUUGGCAGCAUUAUCAAACAGCUUGACAGAGCGGAUAAGCGACGAGUACAUCUCAUAAGAUGCCUGAUAGAAAGAGGAGCUUCACCUGAGGGGCUUGGAACCAUCCAGGAAAAACCACUGACAACGUGCUUGAAAAAUGCUGAUUUUGAAUUGGCUUAUUUGCUUCUGAGCAGUGGCGCAGAUUCUCAGAGUGUUUCCAUUGCAGAAGGUGAUACUCCUUUACAUGCUGCAGUCUCCAUCUGUUUAGACAAAAAAGAUGAGAUUGGUUUAUGCUUCCUCAACUAUCUACUAGACUGCUACGGUUCAGAUCCAUCCACUUUUCCACACCUUAAUCCAAACAUCCAAGACAAAGAUGGAAAUACAGUGAUGCAUAUUAUUUUUCAAAAAGUUUUGACAAAGCAAGUUAAGAAAAUAAUAGCUUUGUUAGCAAAGUUUGAUAUCAAUUUGAACUUAAAAAAUAAAUUAGGAAAAAAUGCAAGGCACAGAAUAAAAAAAACUAACCCCAUGCUAUGUGCCUGGAAUACAGCUGUAUUGGAGAAGAAAAGGUAUCGACAAGACACAGGAGGGCAACCAGCUAAAAUGCCUAAACCCAAUCCUGUCUAUAAUACAUCACAGUCAAAAAACACAGCACAUUCUUUAUCUGCAUCUUCAAGAGCAUUGUCACCUAGCAUCAACUCAUGCGAUGGUUUAGAAAAAACAACUUCAAGUACUAAUAGUUGUGAAGAGAUAGGUGGUACUCAGCUAAAGCAAGAAACUGGAGUAACUAAGCUCUUAACUCUAAGAGAUCAUCUAGGGCAGGCAAUCUCAGAUUUAAUACAGAAACUUGAAUUGGGUGACACUGCAGCCCAGGAAAAUUCUCAAAUAAAGCCAUCUUCCAUACUAACUGCUGAAGGGAAAAACACUGAGCCCCCACAAAUCUGUGGAAGUGAGAGACUAUCUCAGUACGAAGGAGAAAGUGUUCACUUGGACGAAGAAGGUACAGAGAAGGAGCACGAUAAAUCUGCUUUACAACUGCUUCCUGGAGAAGAACCAGAAGUAACAGAAGAUAAUGGGCAGAUCCAGGACAUUGAGAUGUACAUUCAGGACUUUGAUAAUAUGACCUGGGAAAUAGAGUGUACUUCUGAAAUGCUGAAGAUGCUAGGCAGCAAAGCUGUACCUCCUUAUUUGAAAAAGAAAAUUAUAAUGGUAAUUCAGCAGCUUGGAAAUGGAGAAUGGACGCAGAGCCUUCAGAAGCCGCUAAAACAUUUGAAAACCGAUAUUCGGCUUUAUGAAGCAAAGUUGAACAAGGGGGCAAGGAUCCUAUGGGAACUUGCAAUAGACUUUUCUCCCCGUUGCAGUGAGGUUCCAGAAAAGAUUAUAGAAAUGGAACAGUCAAAACAUCCUCUAGAGGAAUCUGGGAGAAUUUACACUGAAAUCAUAAGGAUAUGGGACAUUGUUCUUGAUCAUUGCAAACUUGACCAUGCUAUAAAAACAAUAUGUAUUGCAUACAAUCGUGGCUUGUCUUGCAUCUUGAGGAAGAAGCUCAAGGGGAUAAGUAAAUCCCAGCAGUCCUCUAACAUGAAAGCACAAAAGCGGUUUCCUCGUUGUUAUGUUGAAGACACCGAGGCAGAAAAAUCAAAAGACCCUGUCAUACCUGAAUAUUUCCCUCCAGCCAGCGCAGUGGAAACAGAAUACAAUAUAAUGAAAUUUCACAGCUUCAGUACUAACAUGGCCCUUAACAUCUUAAAUGAUAUGAAUUCUGCUGUUGAAUAUCCUUUCAGAGUCGGUGAGUUGGAGUAUGCAGUGAUUGACCUCAAUCCCAAACCUAUGGAACCAAUAAUCUUAAUUGGACGGAGCGGAACAGGAAAGACUACUUGUUGCUUAUACAGGCUUUGGAAGAAAUUUCAUUCUUAUUGGGAAAGAGCUUCUAUAGCAGAAGCCCCUCUGUUGGUUAGACAGAAGUGGCAGAGGCGCAAGUUUGAAUCUGAAGAAGCAAACAUGGGGGAGGAAGAUGAGGAUGAGGAGGAAAAUCGAGACGUAGAUGACAACUCUGAGUCAGUUGAGAUGAAAACUGUGGAGAGCCUAGCUGAUGCACAAGACAAUGAAGGCAGUCAUUAUUCUACAGAGAGCGAUUGUGAAGUAGAGGAAGAACAAGGCAUUGAAGAAUUAGACAAACUCGAACACUUGCAUCAGAUUUUUGUUACAAAAAAUCAUGUUCUUUGCCAAGAAGUUCAGAGGAACUUUGUUGAACUUAGUAAAUCUUCCAAAGUAACUAGUCAUUUCAAGCCACCUGAGCCAAGUACUUACAAGCUACAAGAGCUUAAAGAGGAAAAUUUUCCACUAUUUGUUACUUCAAAGCAGUUGUUGUUGUUACUGGAUGCAUCCAUGCCUAACCCAUUUUUUCUUAGGAAUGAGGAUGGAAGUCUGAAAAGAACAAUUGUUGGCUGGUCCACUCAGGAAGAUUUAAUCAUACCAAAUUGGCAAGAGGAAGAUGAAGAUAGUCAUGUUGAAGGAGAAUAUGUCGAGGAUGAAAAGGGUGUGGAAACUCAAACAAGAGAAAAAGAUCCUCGAGUCUUUGUGACUUACGAUGUGUUUGCUAAUGAAAUAUGGCCAAAAAUGGUUAAAGGCAAAAAUUCCUAUAAUCCUGCCUUGGUGUGGAAAGAAAUAAAAUCUUUUUUGAAAGGGUCUUUUGAAGCACUAAGUUGCUCUCAAGGUAAACUUACUGAAGAAGAAUAUAAAAAGCUAGGGCGGAAGAGAGCCCCGAACUUCAAGGAAGACCGGAGUGAAAUCUAUCGUCUCUUUCGUCUUUACCAGCAAAUAAGAUCGCAGAGAGGUUACUUUGAUGAAGAAGAUGUCCUGUAUAAUUUAUCUCAAAGACUUUCUAAGCUUGAAGAGCUACCGUGGUCCAUCCAUGAGCUUUAUGGUGAUGAAAUUCAGGACUUCACUCAAGCCGAGCUAGCAGUGUUAAUGAAAUGCACAAACAACCCUAAUGCAAUGUUCCUGACUGGUGACACAGCACAGAGCAUAAUGAAAGGAGUUUCCUUCCGUUUUAGUGAUCUGAGGUCGCUGUUUCACUAUGCCAGCAAGAACUUGGUGGACAUGAGACAGUGUGUAAGAAAACCAAAAAGGAUAUAUCAGUUGUAUCAGAACUACAGAUCUCAUUCAGGAAUUCUGCGUCUGGCCUCUGGGGUGGUUGACUUGCUUCAGUACUAUUUCCCAGAAUCUUUUGAUCGUCUUCCUAGGGACUCUGGCCUCUUUGAUGGUCCUAAGCCUAUUGUCUUAGAGUCUUGCAGCGUUAGCGACCUGGCAAUCUUACUGAGAGGCAACAAAAGGAAAACUCAACCAAUUGAAUUUGGAGCCCAUCAGGUGAUAUUGGUGGCAAAUGAAAUGGCGAAGGAGAAGAUUCCAGAGGAACUCAGUUUAGCUCUUGUGCUAACAGUUUAUGAAGCAAAGGGGUUGGAAUUUGAUGAUGUCCUCCUUUACAACUUUUUCACUGAUUCGGAGGCUUACAAAGAGUGGAAAAUCAUUUCUUCUUUUACUCCUCCUCCUGUACCAGAAGAAAGCAAGCCAGUGAUUGAAACAACUUUAGAGCAAAAUGCUGCUACUCAAAAUGGGCCUCUUUCAUUUAAUGCAGAAAUGUACAAGAUGCUUAAUGGAGAAUUGAAACAGUUGUAUACUGCCAUUACAAGAGCCAGGGUCAAUUUGUGGAUCUUCGAUGAAAACCGAGAUAAACGGGAUCCAGCUUUUAAGUAUUUCAUCAGAAGAGAAUUUGUUCAGGUUGUCAAAACAGAUGAAAACAAAGAUUUAGAUGAUAACAUGUUUGUUAAAACUUCAACUCCAAAAGAAUGGAUUGCACAAGGAGAAUAUUAUGCCAAACAUCAGUGUUGGAAGGUGGCAGCCAAAUGUUACCAAAAGGGAGGAGCAGAUGCGAAAGAGAAAUUGGCAUUGGCUCAUGACGCUGUACUUAACGUGCAAUCAAAGAAAAGCAGCCCCAAGGAAAAACAGAUGGAAUAUAUGUCCUUGGCUAAAACCUAUUUGGAAUGCGGAGAACCAAAAUUAUCACUGAAAUGUCUGACUUACGCCAAAGAAUUUCAGCUUUGUUCAGAACUAUGUAAAAAAUUAGGAAAGAUAAAAGAAGCUGCCUAUUUCUAUAAAAAAAGCCACUGCUAUAAAGAGGCGGCCAGAUGUUAUGAACAAAUGCAGGAGUUUGAACUAGCACUUCAGAUGUUUUUCCAGGAGGGCCUUUAUGAGGAAGCAGGAAAUGCAGCAGAAAGGUAUGAAGAGAUACUAAGGACACACCUCUCCAUCUCAUCAAAUGAGUUGUACUUGGCGGCUGCUUCUAAGUACUUGACUGCAAACAAAACCAAAGACAUGAUGAGAGUCCUCUCCAGGCUUGGCACAGAAGUCCAGCUUGUGUUCUUGAAAUCCCACAAAUGCUUGGCCCAAGCAGCAGACCUGUUGAAGAGGGAGGGUCGAGAGGAAGAGGCUGCUAAUCUGAUGAAGCAACAUGGGUUUGUGUUGGAAGCAGCCAAGCUCACUACCAAGAAGGAAUUUCGGGCAUCGUGUCUGCUUAUGGCAGCCCGUCUCAGUGUCUUGGGGCAUUCAGAAUUGGAAAAUAGAGAGUCUGUCUUAGAAGAAGCCUUAGAGCUGUGUAAACAAACCAACCAGACAUCUGGAAUUGCUGAAGCAAUCUUUCUCCAGGGAGUGCUAAAGAAAGAUUUUACAAGGCUUAAAGAUGCUUUCUACAAGUACCACUCUUUGCUUCACUAUGCCGGUACGGUGGAAGCUCUCUUUGAAUUAACCCACUGUGAAGCAGAAAGCAGAUCUAUCUUGUGUCUUGCAAAAUAUGGGUUAGAGGCUCUUCUAGACUUGGUUGAAGCUUUACAGAAAGCAACUACCAAUGCUGAGAAAGAAAUGGUCAAGUCGUGUUUUGAUUAUUUUGGGGUCUUGCCAGUAGAUGGCGAUCUUUGCCAGGUGUCCCAAAAUGAAGGCGGACACAUUGUGCAGAUUUUGUCAGAUAAUCCCUGUCUGAAAGGGAAAAAAAUGAAAGAUCACUUUGUGGUAGGCAUAGCAGAGGUGAAGUCUGCACUGAAGAAACACUUGUUAAGCAGAUUGUGUUUGAUUACACACAGCGUUCUUGGACGAAAUUACCCUGAUAUUUGUUUGAAGUUCAUUGCCGGCUUGGAUUGUGAAGAUAAAACAUGUGAAGGCUUCCAUCGACCUUUCUUGCGUCAUGAGGCGAAGUCUAUAUUUCGGUGUAAAAUAGACUUGGCAGUGAUAAAUGGACUGCUCUUACGAGCCAAGAAGGUUUUUCCAAAAGAACUGCUUCAUGAAAGUAAAGGUAUUGAUGAACUUUUGACUGCCGAUAGAUAUGCAUUGUGCAAAUCCCUCAUAAAUAUUGUCUUCCCUCAGCAUUUCCAUCUUAGAGUGGUGUCAGAAAAUCCAAUGGCAUGCAGAGAAAUCUUGGGACCUUUGUCCAAUGUUUCUAAGUACUUUAAAAUGGUGUUGAAGGAAUACAUCACAUUUAAGUUUAAAAAUGAAAGUGCUGUAAACAGAAGAGAAUCUACCGACUUGUUGCUUAGUGCCAUGCAAGUUUUCAUCUUGUCCUCCAGCUACCCUGAAGAAUUUGAGAAGUUUCUUAGUAGGGAGGAAGAAGAUUAUAACAAAGAACUAAAGGCUUAUGAAAAGGAGAAAAGCAGAGGGAAAAAACCCAAGGGAAUACAGGGCAGAGCUGGGAUGUUGCAGCCUAACAAAAAUGCUGAAAAUGCAGAAAACAUACACUUGUGUUUCAUUCGACUUCUUCAAAACUCACUGGACCAGCUGUAUGUUAACAAAAAUCCAGAAGAAUGUAAAUGGUUGUUUUUCCGUUUUAUGAAUGUCCUGGUCAAGAAAUGCAUUGAUCCUCUGAUUCCAAGCAUAGGAAAUACAGUGAUGCUGCUAGAAUUCCAGUAUAUCCUCUGUUGUGCUGUCCUGAUGCGCCUUUGCAAGGAUGUUAAUUUGUGCCUUCCAAAGAGUUACCUUGCUCUCCUUCAUUAUUGGGAGUUUUUGUUCAGAAUUAAAAAAGACCAACACAAAGAGGUCAGAGACACCUUUUCUAUUAUCCAGGACUACAGACCAAAGGACAUAAACAAAGCUGUCAGGCAGUUCAAAUUCCAUCUCAGUUAUGUGGCAGAAGUUUUGUGUGGAGCUCAAAGCAAAGACUUCAAUGUCUUUGUGGAUGCUUUCGGGGACCCUGAUUAUGUAAUGUCAGGGGAAGCUGAGCGUACUCUGGUGUUGUGCUUAGUGAUAUUGGUGAAUGCUGAUCAAGUGCUCAAUAUUAAAUCUAAAUCCCUUUUUCACACUCACUUUCUUACAAUUAAGGAUAAACUGAUAAGUAUGAAAAGACGGUCUCCUUCCAAAGUGCCUGAAAGAUUGGUUAAGAUUGUGGAGAAAGUGAGUAAUACCUCACAAGUGAGAGAGAUAGCAGAAGGCCUUCAGGAGCUGCUGACUGAACGAGAUGGCGAGUUCUUGGUCAACUGUCGAUGGAGGUGGGACUCGCCGUAUUACAAAGGGACUAGUAGUGUACGGGGCAUCUUUUACGAGCAGGUAAACCCAGAAAGAUUUGUAUCCUCCUGGCAUCCUGUAGAAUACUCUAAAGAGUCAGAAAUGGAAUUUGAAAGUGAUCUCUCUAUGGAAGAGCGGGAAGAUCCCCUAACAGCCAUAGCAUGCAUAAAGCAGCAGAAGCAACAGCAGAAAGCGUCUGCAGAGCGGAAGUUGUUUAAGGUGUUUUUUUUAGGGUAUUGUUAUGUAAAAUGGAGAAGGAAAUCCUGUUCUAAGCCAGAGCUUACUGGAGUGGAAAUGGAAGAAUUGGUUUCGGGGAUCUUUAAAAAAGCAGAUAUUGACCGAACGCAAUGUGACCUUUGUGGAAUUAAAUUCAUCCAGAGUUCUGAAAACUACUUUAGCCAGACAGAAAACUUGGAGAUUGAGACCUCUGAGGCUGUGACACCAACAGAAAGUGUUGAGGUGAAAAAGGAGGAGAAUGAAGAAAGAAAUGCAGCUUUUGUAGCCACUGGGACUUACGAAAGGCAUAGCAGCACGGAUGAGCACAAAAAUAAAUAUGUAGCCUACAAGGACUAUUUCAAGUUUUUCAGAAGCAGUGUGGAUCAAAAUAUAUGUUUUGGACGGAGUAUAAUAGCUGCCAUCGAAGAAGACAGUUGGACCAACUUGGCUUGGAAAGAACGUUCCAGCUUGGAAAAAAGAAAGAUCCAAGAAAUCAUUAAAAAGAUUUCAGAUAUGGUAAAAGACAUCUAUGAGAGAAAAGCCUGGGCUGAGGCUGAAGAAAUGAUGACCAAGCAUGUCAGUGAAUUGAGCAUUUCUCUUGAUGAAGCUCAUAAAUGGCAUGAGGAAAUAAAGUCAUAUAUGCAGAAGGAUGAAGGUUUUGCACAUGAGAAUGACUUGGAAAAUGAAGUAGAGAAUGAAAAGGAGGCUUUCGCAGAACUUCGCAAUAAAAAGUCAAGAAGAAGACAAAAAUAUAGAAGACGAUAAUUGGAAAAAUAUGCAGCUGGCUGUACUGCCCUAUACCACUGUCAUUUUGGAAUGAAUUGCUUAAAUAUACUUCAUAUAAAAAGGGAGGGAUCAGGAAAGGAGAGAAUGUAAAAAAAAUACCA